AUGGGUACAGACUUUUUAGGGGGUAUGGACUACAGAGGUACUGAUGCUACAUUGAGUAUGGACACUAUAGUGUGUACAGACACUACAGGGGGUAUGGACACUUUGUCGGUACGGACACUAAGGGGGUAUGGACACUACAGGGGUACGGACACUACAGGGGUACCGACAACACUGGGGCUUGAGAAACUGCUGCAGGAGGAGAGGGAUAGGGCAUCACAUCCCCCGGCAGACAUGCUGGUACUGCAGGCUGAACUGCAGAGGGAGAGAGAACGACUGAGUCAGGACAAGGCCGUGUGUGAACACCAGAAACAACAGCUCAAGAACGAGCUAGACACUGAGGUCAGCAGGAGUAAUGAGCUGCGUAGACGACAUGACGAGCAGACGCGACUGUUGAACCAGACAGAACGGGAGGUCGCCGACCUCAGGCUGGCUCUUCAGCAAACUCAACUGGCCUUGCAGAAUGAGAUCUACAGAAAUCCCAAACCUUCAGUUAUUAACAGUCACAGGUCCUCCACCCCUUCCUCUGAUGACGACUUGCUCAGACCUUCCAACUCUGACCUCUACAUGGACACAAGUCUGAGGAAGACCAGGGUGGAUCCUGCCCUCCAAUUGGUCGGUGGUUACCGUAGCAACAGGAUGAGUGACAGGCCUGGCAGAGGCAGUCGACCUGACAGGUCCCUUGGGUUUAUAGAGGAGACAAAGCAGAGGUUUUUGGAGCUGGAAAGAGAGGCUGAGAACUUGGAGAAGACGUACCAGACGUAUCAGCAGAGGAUGGGCACCAUUCCGUCAUUACCGCGGGAUCCAGCGCAAGGAAUCAUCGGCCGCCAGCACACGUCUCCUCCCCGCCCCGUACACCACGUGUCCUGGGCCGAACCACCGCAAACCAGACCUGCAACUGCAACUGGUCUAGGUGAGUCCUACACCAGCACGAUCCCCUCACCAAUCCGAGGUUCAGACGACCACCCGCGACCUUUGUCCUCCACGCCCUACAGACAAGAUGGCCGCCUCCAUGGCAACAGUUCCCUGGGGCUGUCAGAGGUCACGACCUGGAGUCCUGAGGAGACCCUGGGGCCAUCUCGCACUCAGAGGAGAAGGGAAGAUGAUAUACCCAGAGAGUCAGUACGUGCCCCUGCCAACCCCAUGACUGUGGAUGAUCUCAUCGCUCGACCAGGGGAGCCUAGUGUGGUCGUCUUACCUGGUAGUGAGACAGAUUCUGAGCGAUCUGCCUCCCCUCCUCUACAUGAGUCCACUGUCCUUGGUGCUGAACGUGGUGUUAUGGAGCCAGAGACAGACAUCCCCUCCCCACAGCCACUCCCAGCACAGGGACCACAGGACAGCAGACCUGUACCAUCACCCAGGAGACAGGACACUGUACCAGAGAUAAGACAAGGUGAAAGAUGGUCUACCCUGGAAAUGGAGAGGCCAUCACAGAACUGGGCACAGGAGGAUAGGAGACGGCAGGAGGAGAAAGAAAGGUAGACUGUUCUGUGGGAUU
This is a messenger RNA of Branchiostoma floridae (Florida lancelet), 1495 nucleotides long. RefSeq names its product oral-facial-digital syndrome 1 protein homolog. Lineage: Eukaryota; Metazoa; Chordata; Leptocardii; Amphioxiformes; Branchiostomatidae. The transcript has 11 exons. The record is from RefSeq and is a predicted model, not a curated record. Gene Ontology annotation, cellular component: centrosome; ciliary basal body. Bases 1 to 1479 code for a protein of 492 amino acids. Gene Ontology annotation, biological process: epithelial cilium movement involved in determination of left/right asymmetry.